UAAACUGGUUCCAAUCAACUGCAGACGGUAGUAUAAAAGCACUAUGCCAACUGUUAGACUGCAUUUAUUAAAGUUACCAAAAUGAAGAUCUGCGCACUGUUCUUCUUUUUGCUCUCCAUCCUGGCUGCCAUCCAGGCCAACAGUUCUCCGGAGACCAGUGCAAUCACUGACGAGAACCUUAAGAAGACUGCAGGAUAAUUUAUAAUUUGAUGAAAGCUACUUAAAUACUGGAAUACAAUCGAUGUUGAAUAAAUAUUCU
Messenger RNA from Drosophila mauritiana, 259 nucleotides. RefSeq lists its product as uncharacterized. Lineage: Eukaryota; Metazoa; Arthropoda; Insecta; Diptera; Drosophilidae. The coding region runs from base 82 to 198 and encodes 38 amino acids. The record is from RefSeq and is a predicted model, not a curated record. The transcript has a single exon.